AUGUCUGACGAUGAGGGACCAGAGACGACGCCCGGCUACAAGAUCUCCAAGAAGGUCGACAUGGGCACCAUCCUCGAAAUGGAUAACGAAGACGAGUCUCUGAGGAAGUACAAGGAGGCCCUCCUCGGCAAGGCUGCCCUCUCUGGCGCCGUUGCUCCCUCGGAUGAUCCUCGCCGCGUGGUGAUCACGCGCAUGAAGGUCAUCUGUAAAGAACGACCCAACGGCGACAUUCUGUACGACUUCACGGAGAGGGGAUCGGAACAGAAGCUGAAGGACCAGCCCUUCACGCUCAAGGAGAAGUGCGAGUACAAAAUCGAGGUUGCCUUCAGGGUCCAGCACGAAAUUGUGGCCGGUCUGAAGUUCAUCAACUUGGUCUUCAGAAAGGGCGUACGAGUGGCCAAGGAGGAGGAGAUGUUGGGCUCGUUCCCCCCGCAGGGUGAGGCCCACGUCGUCGUGUUCCCUCGUCACGGCUGGGAGGAGGCCCCCAGUGGCAUGCUCGCCAGGGGCAACUACAAGGGCAAGCACAAGUUCGUCGACGACGACGGCCAGUGCCAUCUCGAGUACGAGUACACCUUCGCCAUCAAGAAGGAUUGGGAGUAA
Molecule: messenger RNA, 600 nt
Organism: Acanthamoeba castellanii str. Neff
Lineage: Eukaryota; Discosea; Longamoebia; Acanthamoebidae
Product: rho guanine dissociation factor isoform 2, putative
Exons: 3
Coding region: 1-600 (199 amino acids)
Biological process (GO): Rho protein signal transduction
Cellular component (GO): cytoplasm; cytosol; membrane
Molecular function (GO): Rho GDP-dissociation inhibitor activity; protein binding
Source: RefSeq, a predicted model, not a curated record